Molecule: messenger RNA, 2867 nt
Organism: Leptidea sinapis
Lineage: Eukaryota; Metazoa; Arthropoda; Insecta; Lepidoptera; Pieridae
Product: zinc finger protein 569-like
Exons: 13
Coding region: 274-2283 (669 amino acids)
Biological process (GO): regulation of DNA-templated transcription
Cellular component (GO): nucleus
Molecular function (GO): DNA-binding transcription factor activity, RNA polymerase II-specific; RNA polymerase II cis-regulatory region sequence-specific DNA binding; zinc ion binding
Source: RefSeq, a predicted model, not a curated record
UGUAAAAUUAGACAUUCCUAUAAAAUAUAAAUUGUUUUACUAUGUUCUAGUAAAAUAUAUUUAAUAAUUACCAACUUAUUUUACAAAAAUGUAUUAAGUAGCACAGUGCGAAUAAAUCAUCUUAUUCAAUGUUUUAUCUAACAAAACAAUAUAUAGAGCAAUAUGGAAUAGAUUUCACGGGAGGAUAUUGAUCAAAUUGAUUCUAGCAUGUAGUUCUAAUAUUUUUAGAUCUAUCAGCGAUUUUAAGCCGGGAUUUACAAAACAAAAAGCAUUAUGGGAGAUGUUAAGGCUUGCAGGAUAUGCUUAGCAACGAAUGUAGUGCUCCAUAAUGUACAAACAAAUUCUUUGGAACUUUAUUAUUCAUUGUUAAUAGGAGUAAAUCCCUUAGCAAAAUCAGCUUUGACAAUGUUUGUUUGCUAUGAAUGCAGAGCACUCUUAACAAAAUUCUAUGUAUUUAGGCAAAAGAGUUUGAGAGGUCAGGCUGCUCUCCAAGGAAUUUUUGAGUGUCAGGGAAAGCUUACAUUGAAAGCAAUACAAAAAGUAAGUAGAGAUGAAAUUCUGCUCAAUUCUAACUUAUCCAUACAUCACAACAAUCAUGAUGAAUCUGCACAAGCAAUAGAAGAAGCAAACAUAAAGACAGUUCUGGAAGACACUGAUAAUAUUAAAGUGGAAGUUGAAGAAUUUCCAGAAUUUGAAGUUCCUAUUGGUGACUCUUUUAGUGACCAUUGGCCUAGCGAUGAUGAGCCGUUGUCAUUACAUAAAAUGAAGCAACAAAAGCUAUUAGAUGAUAAAGACAAUUUUGCUGAUGUUGAGAAUGAAACUAUUGAUACUGAAAAAACAAAUGAUAAACCUCCAUCAAAACGGAAGCCCCGUCGCCCGAAGGCAGUGAACAAACGAGACCAGGAUAAAUUGAAGACAGUUAUGAACUGGCCCAAGGGAACCCCUGAUGAUGAAGUGAUACUUGAUAAUUAUGUCACUGUUCGGACACUGACGGAAGACGAGCAGCGGGCUGAGUUAAACCUCCGUCGGGACACCGACAACUAUAAGAAUGCCCCUUUCAAGUGUGAACAUUGCUUCAAAGGGUUCCUCGACAGUGUCACGUGGAAGCACCAUGCACAGAAACAUGACCCAUCAGCAGGCGACAUCGAGUGUGUUAUAUGCAAGGUGAGGUUCAAAUCUAAACGCACCAUGUGGAAGCACAUCACGAGCCACGAGAAGAAAUACAUGUGCAACUUCUGUCCGUACAUCUCCAAACAUACGACUCAGGCCAAACAACACGUGCGGUGGCAUCAGGGGGUGUUGUACAAAUGUCCGUACUGCGACGAGAUGUUAUCAAAGUGGACGUCGUACCUGAGCCACGUGCGCAUCAAGCAUCCCUCCGACUUCAUCUGCGGGUUCUGCGGCUACUCCUUCGUCAGCAAGCUGGGUCUCGCCAUGCACAAGAGUAUGAUGCACAAGGAUGAGAAGGACACGACAGAGGAGAACAAGGAGGCGCCGUACUGCGACACGUGCGACGUGAAGUUCGCCUCGAACGCGGCCUACAAGCGGCACAUGGCCACCGCUGUCAAGCACAUACAGUCCUCCGAGAACAAAGAGGGUUGUCGUGAGUGCGGAGAAUCGUUCAAGACUCACGCGGAGCUCCGGGCGCACAUUCGCUGCGGGCACGGGCGUAAGUUUGCCCGCAAGCAGUCGGCGCGGAAACAGGACCCACGGACCUGGCCAUCGCCUUGUCCGCACUGUUCCGAGAUGAUACCAAAUGCUCGGAUGUUCUAUUCACACUUCAGACGGUUCCACCGAGACAAGCCUUAUCCUAUCAAGAAGGACCAUAUCUGUGAUGUGUGUGGAAAGACCUUUAGGGGCAAUGCGUUCCUCAAGUAUCACAAGCGGACCCACUCCCAAGAGAAGCUGUUCAAAUGCUCGGACUGUGGCAAGGCGUUCUUCAACCGCGGCAACCUUCAGAUGCACGAGAAGACUCACUCGGAGCAGCGGCCCUACGUGUGCUGCGUGUGUGGGAAGGGAUUCAAGAUGAAGGGCGCGCUCGACAGACACUUCCGGAGUCACACAGGCGAUAAGCCUUACAAGUGCGAGGUGUGUGAUAAGGCGUUCGGUCAAUCCAACAGCUGUAAGAUGCACGUCCGUACCGUGCACCUCAAGCAACCCUCGCCGUACAUCAGCCGGUCUCGCCUCGACCGCCGCAACAAACACCGACUCCUCACAGAGCCGAUGCACGGCGACACGUUGGCUGCUGACACGCCGGAACAUGCCCACAGCUACGUCAAUUGACACCCACUCACAACCACUCUUGAAUAGACAAACACCGGCUAGAUUAUGGCUACCACAAGUGUAUUGUGUUUAGGUCUGAAGGGCGCCGUAGAUUGUGAAAUUACUGGGCAAAUGAGAGUUAACAUCCUAUGUAUCAAGGUGACGAGCGCAACUGUAGAGCCACUCAGAAUUUUUGGAUUUUUCAAGAAUCCUGAGCAGCACCUCAUCAUCCUACCCUAAUAUAUAUCUAAUCUAAUACAUAAAAUUCUCGAGUCCCGGUGUUUCUUACCAAACUCCUGACGCUAAACCAAUUUGUAUUAAACUUUGAGUGCAUAUCGGGUAGGUCUGAGAAUUGGCCAAUACCUAUUUUUCACAUGCCUAUUUGAUAAGGGUGACCCACGUCUAAAUAUUUGUUACAAUAUUUUUUAUUGUUAUUUUAUAUUGAUUCAUUAUGAAAAAAUACAAACAACUUCAAAUUUUCAUAUCUCUAUGAUUAACACCUAUUUUUGUGGAUUUUUAUAUUAAUCUGUUCCAUCCACAGAUCCUCAAACAGGUAGACAAAUCCGAAAAGAUGGCAAUCGAAAACAAUAAUUGUAGUAUGAUAA